Molecule: messenger RNA, 825 nt
Organism: Penicillium bovifimosum
Lineage: Eukaryota; Fungi; Ascomycota; Eurotiomycetes; Eurotiales; Aspergillaceae
Product: F-actin-capping protein subunit alpha
Exons: 7
Coding region: 1-825 (274 amino acids)
Biological process (GO): actin cytoskeleton organization; barbed-end actin filament capping
Cellular component (GO): actin cortical patch; F-actin capping protein complex
Molecular function (GO): actin filament binding
Source: RefSeq, a predicted model, not a curated record
AUGUCUUCCACUGUUGAACUGGCGUCCUCCUUCAUCGAGGGUGCCCCGCCCGGAGAGCUCGCCGAUGUCGUCGCCGACGUGCAAUCUUUGACUUCUGACGGCGACGAUAUUAUUCCAUCUCUCCUCCCCGCAUUCAAGCGGUACAAUGAGACGCAGCUCACAACGGUGAAAUUGCCGGGAUCAAGCCAGGAGGUUAUCGUCAGCGCAUUCAACGAGCUCGAAGAUAAUCGAUACUUUGAUCCGGAAAGCCAGACCUCCUUUGAGGUUGACCAUAGCACACAGACGGCCUCUGCGGCACAAUCAUACCCUUUGGAGUCGACGAAUGCGGAUUUGAUCAAAUCGCUGCUCAAGUCGUUCGGUGCCCAUGCCCGCGAACACUACCCCAACUGCUCAUAUGGCGUCUACCCCAUUGAGAAUGACUCGGCCGUUGCUAUUCUCUUGGUUGCCAACCGAUACUCUCCCAACAACUUCUGGAACGGUCGUUUCCGCGCAAUCUACCAACUUCCCGUCUCCUCCUCGUCCUCUACCUUGACGGGCAACAUCCACGUCGAUGUACACUAUUACGAAGACGGCAAUGUGGCACUCAACACUACGAAGCCAAUCCAGGUCUCCAUUCCCAGUCUGUCCGCCGAGUCUAUUGUCUCGCGGAUCGCUGCAGCGGAGCGCGAUUACCAGGAAGCGCUGAGCCGGGCGUUUGUCCAGACCUCCGAGGGUGUUUUCAAGGGUCUCCGCCGGCAGCUCCCCAUUACCCGGCAAAAGGUUGAGUGGGAGAAGGUCGGUGGAUAUCGUCUGGGACAGGAUAUUUCGGGCGGCAAAGGGCGAUAG